AACCUGCUCCGGCUGGGUGUCUGUCCGUCGGGGAGUGAAGUGUGUUUGGCGUGCUACUGGUAUCGGAGUUUUUGCCCUCUGUUGUCUGUCUUUCGUUGAAUGUGUUUUGUCGUUUUAUGACUUCAUUCGCCAGGUUUUACGUUACUAAUUUAGAAAGCCAACACUUUAGCCGAUUUAUGGGAUGUUUUAGAAAAGUUCACGAAGUGCUCUUUUAGGAACCGGUGGACGGCGGACACCACCGGAGAUGGAUAGGCUAAGCGAUAGCUGAGUUGUUAGCUGAGAAUCAUAGGUCAAGAAUUGGACCGCGCUAGCAUGCUAACGGCUAGCUAAUUUAGCAUUUUGUCGGCUAUCUAAGUGACUUUGUUAACCUGUAACGUGAAAACUACUGACGGUUAUUUCUCGGGCCUGGCUGCUACACAGCGAAUAGUUUGUCAGAGGCCAGCUAACCCCAGAAGAGGACUCGGUCCUGUGUUACAAGUGAAAGGCAGAGGAGUAAUCGUUGAGAGGUGGCUGUUGUUCAUCUCUCAGCCCUGACUAAGAGCAUGCUGUCCAACGCUCAGAACCAGCCACUGUUUCCCAAUCCGGCGGGGCAGCAGAACCCGGCCGGGCAGCAGAAUCCUACAGGCCAGUUCCUCCCCUUCAAUGCCAGACCCACCUUACAGAUCAAGAAGAACGCCAUCACAGACGACUACAAGGUGACCAGCCAGGUGCUGGGUCUGGGCAUCAAUGGGAAGGUGCUUGAAAUCUUUCAGAAGAAGACUGGAGACAAGUAUGCAUUGAAGAUGCUGCAGGAUUGUUCAAAGGCCCGUAGGGAAGUGGAGCUUCACUGGAGGGCAUCACCUUGUGCCAACAUUGUGCGCAUCAUUGACGUCUAUGAGAACCUCUAUCAGAGCAGGAAGUGUCUUCUCAUUGUCAUGGAGUGCAUGGACGGGGGUGAACUUUUUAGUCGAAUCCAGGACAGAGGAGACCAGGCCUUCACAGAGAGAGAGGCAUCUGAUAUCAUGAAGAGCAUAGGGGAGGCCAUCCAGUUUCUGCAUGCCAUCAACAUUGCUCACAGAGACGUCAAGCCGGAGAAUUUACUGUAUUCUUCGAAGAGGCCCAACGCCCUGCUCAAACUCACAGACUUUGGCUUUGCCAAGGAAACCACCUCACACAACUCUUUAGCUACUCCCUGCUACACACCGUACUAUGUUGCUCCUGAGGUUCUGGGCCCAGAGAAAUAUGACAAGUCAUGUGACAUGUGGUCUUUGGGUGUCAUCAUGUAUAUCUUGUUGUGUGGAUACCCUCCUUUUUAUUCUAACCAUGGUCUAGCCAUCUCUCCUGGGAUGAAGAAGAGAAUCAAGAUGGGCCAAUAUGAGUUCCCCAACCCUGAAUGGUCUGAUGUAUCAGAAGAAGCUAAACAACUGAUUAGGACCCUCCUAAAGACUGAGCCGACCCAAAGGAUGACCAUCACAGAGUUUAUGAAUCAUCCAUGGAUCAAUCAAUCGAUGGAGGUUCCCCAGACCCCACUUCACACCAGCCGUGUACUAAAGGAGGAGAAGGACACAUGGGAGGAAGUCAAGGAGGAAAUGACCAGUGCCUUGGCAACAAUGAGGGUUGACUAUGAGCAAAUCAAGAUCAAGACCAUUGAGGACUCAACCAAUCCACUGCUAACGAAACGGAGGAAGAAAGCCAGUAACGCCAUGGUGGACCCACAGGCCGCUGCCCACUGAAAGAUGCACGCAUGCAUGCACAUAUAAACACAGGUUGUAAAAAGGAAGCAAUAAUUUGUCGACAUGUGAGUCGCAUUGCAUGGAUUUUCUCAGUGUUUUAUUUUUCAUGGCAAAUUCUAAUGUUUUGUAGGAGUGUUUGUUUUUAUUACUCUACCAUUUUAACAAAGCCACCACUCUGCUCUGGCAGGGAGGAUGGCGAUCUGUGUUUCUACACCAUUGAAGAGAUUCUAGAAAAGGGGAGGUGAGGGAAUCGGUGAGAUCUCUCUCCUCCCCUUUCCCAAAUAUCAGGUUGUGUACUCAGAGGGGCUCGAAAGUUGGAAUAGGACAUACGAAGCCUUAGCAUUAGCAGUAGUUCUCUUUCACCCCCACGGCCCUGUUCUAGCUCCUGCCCCAAAACCUGUGAAUGUUAAAUCAAAUGGCUAAAUCCCAAAAAUUAAAGCAAGGGAAGGUUUCUUUUACGUACAUGCAAAGUAAACAGAUGUAUUUUGAACUGACAAGUAGAAUGUAAGGACUCUGUCCCUGACUCUUGGGAUUAGCUGGAAGUGGUUGCGCAUUUCUAGGACUUGGACUGGGAGCGUCUGUCAGGUUCAGUUUGUCUUUGUGAAUGUCGAACAGAGGCCUAUGCACUCACUUAAAGGCCAUGUGCCAUUCAGACAGAGCACCUCACUCAUGGCCCCUCUCUCCUGUUUUAACCUAUGCUUGUUUUUCAGGUACAUCGUUUUAGGGCAGAGAAGGAUUGGCACGUUUAAGAACAGAAACUGGCUCGUCUUUCUCCUGCAUGUAGCUCAUAGGAGAGUAGGAGCCAAUGAUACUGUAUUUUUUCAUGGAUUUUAUGAACAUUUUAGGAUAGGCCUUACUCAGUGUUGCUAAACCAGCAAAUUGCUUUUAACCCCUGCCUACUAUUUGGUUCAGGCUUUUACCAAUGUCAUGCUUCAGAAUUUAUAACAUUGCCAGAUUAUAUUUCAGGUUAUUGCUAUGCAGAUGUGUUUGUCAGCUUGAAGUACUGCUAGGCCCUUUUUGUAAGUGUUGAUUUCUGCAGAAUGUGUUGGAGAGAUGUCAAGCAACAAUAGGGAGCGUUUGUGUGUUUUUAUGUGUGCCGUAGCACCCUUUAGGGAGUACAUGGUUCAGAUUGGCCAUUCAGAGCUACUGUUGGUUACACCAGCUCAACUGUCAGGAGUCUCAGUGGGACUAAUCUGGUGCAGUGCCAGUGUUCUCCAAUGCCUGGAGGAUUCAAAAGAAAGUAGGGAGUACUUGUUGUUCCUCUCCCCUGAGCAGAAUCUGACGUACCACCAGCAAGCUGUCAUCACAUUCAAAGAGGGUGUGAUGGUUGGUUCCUCUUCAAUGUUCUGUUAAUGCAGCAGGAAACUUCCCAGCUCACUGGGGAUCAUGGGAAAUGAUUGUGUUACUUUUGUCAGUUUGGUCCACUUCACUUUGUAAAAUCACAUCCACAUUAGCUGUCGCAUCGCACCUACAAAUCUCUCACUGUAAAAAUGUUCAUUGAAUGUUUGGGGCAAUGCCCCCCCGCCCCCGUUUUUUUUUUUUUUUUUUUUUUUUAAAUCCCUCUCAACACUUUUUUUUUUUUUGUAGUGGAAGCACAGAUGUGUUUGUUUUUUUCCCCUCCUGUCAUUGAGUCUGUUCAGCUCCGUACUUUUGUCUGCUUCAGCUUUGGAUUAAAAAAACACAUAAAGCACAAA
Molecule: messenger RNA, 3406 nt
Organism: Lates calcarifer (barramundi perch)
Lineage: Eukaryota; Metazoa; Chordata; Actinopteri; Centropomidae
Gene: mapkapk2a
Product: MAPK activated protein kinase 2a
Exons: 10
Coding region: 543-1712 (389 amino acids)
Biological process (GO): inflammatory response; protein autophosphorylation; response to cytokine
Cellular component (GO): cytoplasm; nucleus
Molecular function (GO): calcium-dependent protein serine/threonine kinase activity; mitogen-activated protein kinase binding; calmodulin binding
Source: RefSeq, a predicted model, not a curated record